Messenger RNA from Heteronotia binoei (common prickly gecko), 1447 nucleotides. It is a transcript of the gene STMN4, whose product is annotated as stathmin 4. The transcript has 6 exons. Bases 34 to 774 code for a protein of 246 amino acids. Gene Ontology annotation, biological process: regulation of microtubule polymerization or depolymerization; microtubule depolymerization; neuron projection development. The record is from RefSeq and is a predicted model, not a curated record. Gene Ontology annotation, molecular function: tubulin binding. NCBI's taxonomy places the organism in Eukaryota, Metazoa, Chordata, Lepidosauria, Squamata, Gekkonidae. Gene Ontology annotation, cellular component: cytoplasm; neuron projection.
UGAUGUCAUGGUGAGAGCUUGGCAGCCUGGCUGAUGCUAAGUGCAUCUUUUAGCAUCUUUCCCUGGAAGGAGGUGAGUGAGAGGCUGGGAGCGGCUGGACCACAAACUGGGCUUACAAGGGGAAUUUUCAAGGAGGACCUUAUCUGCUGGACACGAUCCUCACCCACCUACCCAUUCUGCAGGAGGCCUAGAACAUUACACAUCAUGACACUAGCUGCAUACAAAGAAAAAAUGAAGGAGCUCCCCCUGGUGUCUCUCUUCUGUUCGUGCUUCCUCUCUGACCACUUAAACAAACCAUCUUACAAAUAUGAAGUAGACACUGUAGAUCUCACCUGGUGCGUCAUUUCUGACAUGGAGGUCAUUGAACUCAACAAGCGUACCUCGGGCCAGUCCUUUGAAGUCAUCCUCAAGCCACCAUCCUUUGAUGGAAUCCCUGAAUUCAAUGCCUCCCUACCCCGACGACGUGACCCUUCACUGGAGGAGAUCCAGAAGAAGCUGGAGGCUGCUGAGGAGCGGCGUAAGUACCAGGAAGCAGAGCUCCUAAAACACCUGGCGGGAAAGCGGGAGCAUGAACGGGAAGUCAUCCAGAAAGCAAUUGAAGAGAACAACAAUUUCAUCAAGAUGGCCAAGGAAAGGCUGAUCCAGAAAAUGGAGUCCAACAAGGAGAACCGAGAGGCCCAUUUAGCUGCUAUGUUGGAACGCCUGCAGGAGAAGGACAAACAUGCUGAAGAGGUUCGGAAGAACAAGGAACUAAAAGAAGAGGCCUCAAGGUAAAGAGGCCCCUGGGAACACAGACAGUUUGGACUGACAGCUCCAAGGAAGGAUGGCGGCAGGUGGCGGUCAUGGCGGCUACCUCAGCACAAAAUGUUGAUUGACGAGUUGAGAUUGUCCUCUGCUUUCGUUUUUUUGUGAAUGUAAAGAAACUGAUUGGUGAAACCAUCUUGUGUGUAUCAGGGAGGGAGGGGGACAUAAGGGGAAGCGAAAGCUGGAAGAAACGUGAGCAUUUGGGGAGGGAUAAUGGGUGGGAGUGGAUGACUAGACACGCCUAAAAUGGUGGCAAAUUUUAACCCAAGUUUUGUCAUUUCCCCCCACACUGGUCAUGUCUGAUAAGGAACCCAAAUUCACUUAGAGGUGGUGGGAACGUGUCGAAGCAGGGGUGGGAGUGGACAGGUAUGUAAAUUAAAUUUGGUGACGAGCCAGGAGCAAAAGGUGGAAGGAAAGUCACCUCUGGGGGUGAGUGUUGUCUUGUGUGUUGUUGCCAUUAACGUCAGUCACCAGUUUGAAGAAAAUGUCCUCAUUUAUGUGUCUCCUUCGUAAUUGUUCCUCUCAUCUCUAACUCCCAGGUACUGUCAGCCUGGUGUUGCUUAACCUGAGGUGGUUGGUUGUGGUGGCUUUUGAACCCAGAGAUCCUUUGUUUCAAAUAUAAUAAUAAAUAGCUUUUGCCAGA